AUGAUCAGUUAUAUGAUGGAUGAAACAUUCAUACAAUAUUGGACUAUUGAUCCAUUCUGUUUCUAUAUAAUAACAUCAUUUCGACAAUUAUAUCGACAAUAUCUAAUGUUUGCAUUCAUAUUGACAUUGUUGGGUAUUUUAGGUAAAAUUACAUUCUUCUUUGCACGUGUGGAUACGGACACAUUUCGAACACCAUACGAAUUAGUUGUACAUAAUAUGGAACAAUAUCAACAUUGUAAACGACGAAAAUCAGAAGUCGCACAAAUGAUGGAAGAAAAUUUUAAUGAAAAUCUCAAAGAUAUGAAUAAGGCAAGUCGUUUCAUUCCAAACAUUAUUACUAGAUUGUUUUGUCAAUGUCAGACAUUAUGGCAAACAUAUAUCAUCAUAUAUCCAAUACAAAUCGAUCCAGUAGAAUUGAUGCAGAUGAUACCGUUAAAAUCAAAACAAAGUGUUAUGUUUAAUGACCGUAUUAAGAUAAUUAGAUUAUUAACGAUUAUUGAUCCAAUUAUCAUUACAUUACAUCUUGGACUUUUUUUUCGAACAAUCGAUUUUUUUAUGAUUACACAUGGUCUUUUUGUUAUCGUUCAAUGUGGACUGUUCUUGUUAUCAUCAUCUCUUGCUAUUGGUAUAUUUAUCAGAAGUCGAUUGAAUCGUCUGAAUGACCAACUACAUCGUAUGGCUUUUGGUUGUCGAAUACGUAAUAGUCAAGCCAUUUCGACCAAAAAACCACAAAAACCUUUGUUGAAUCGAACAAUACUUUUGGAUUGGAUUUAUCGCCAACAUGUUCAUACAUGUGUGGAUAGACUGUAUUCUUAUCAAGAAUUAUGGAGUAAUGCCCUCUUUACUUAUUUAAUCAUGAGCAUACCAUUCAAUGUAAUAGCCGUCUCUGGUUUAGUGGUCGAACAAUUGACCUGGUUUGAAAUGAUUAUUCAGUACAUGAUCAUUGUUAUUCAUACUGCGAUGACAAUUGUGUCGUUGUUGCAGUUUUCGCGACAAACAAGGCUGCUGCAUGAAGCAAAGUUAUAUCUUGUUCCAAUCAUACAGUCGAUCGUGAUAAUCCACAGACCUCCAAUCGCUAUCGAUUGUAUUUCAACGAAAACUUUGCGAUUAAAAUUGAAAUAUGAAGAUCUUUACAAUCGCUUGACACACCGCCGAAAAUACGGUCCAUAUGUUUCGACGGUUGGUGUGGUGACCAACAUGUUUAUAUUUGAUCUUUUUACCACCUAUAUCGGCGUAUUUAUUUUUGUAUCCACUCAUAUUCAGUCACUAAUUUCAAUAGGAAAGACUUGAAGUAGUAAUUCAACUAUUAACAAUACAUAUAUU
Dermatophagoides farinae (American house dust mite) is the source of this 1323-nucleotide messenger RNA. The record is from RefSeq and is a predicted model, not a curated record. NCBI's taxonomy places the organism in Eukaryota, Metazoa, Arthropoda, Arachnida, Sarcoptiformes, Pyroglyphidae.